This is a messenger RNA of Callithrix jacchus (white-tufted-ear marmoset), 924 nucleotides long. RefSeq names its product ADP-ribosylation factor-like protein 2. Gene Ontology annotation, molecular function: GTPase activity; GTP binding. The record is from RefSeq and is a predicted model, not a curated record. NCBI's taxonomy places the organism in Eukaryota, Metazoa, Chordata, Mammalia, Primates, Cebidae.
AUGGGAAGAAACGGUGGCCAGGAGGGGGCUCCGGGGACCAUGGGGCUCCUGACCAUUCUGAAUAUGAAGCAGAAAGAGCGGGAGGUGCGACUGCUCAUGCUUGGCCUGCACAAUGCUGGGAAGACAACCAUCCUGAAGAAGUUCAACGGGGAGGACAUCGACACCAUCUCCCCGACACUGGGCUUCAACAUCAAGACCCUGGAGCACCGAGGAUUCAAGCUGAACAUCUGGGAUGUGGGUGGCCAGAAGUCCCUGCAGUCCUACUGGCAGAACUACUUUGAGAGCACCGACGGCCUCAUCUGGGUGGUGGACAGCGCGGACCACCAGCGCAUGCAGGACUGCCGGCGGGAGCUCCACAGCCUGCUGCUGGAGGAGUGCCUGGCCAGAGCAACCCUACUCAUCUCUGCCAACAAGCAGGACCUGCCUAGAGCACUGUCCUCUAAUGCCAUCCAUGAGGCCCUGGAGCUGAACUCCAUCCACAGCCACCACUGGUGCAUCCAGGGCUGCAGUGCUGUCACCAGGGAGAACCUGCUGCAGGGCAGACUGGCUCCUGGAUGACAUUUCCAGCCGCAUCUUCACAUCUGAAUGAGCCACUCCAAAUGCUCCCCACAUAGCAGUCUAGGUCCCCCAACCCUCACCAAACACUAUCCACAGAGGGAUGGGAGUCAGCCAGCCAGACUAACACCCCGCCUCCUCCACCCCUAACCUGCUGCUGCUACUGCUGCCUGCUGCUGCCCAGUGGCAGAAGGGCUGUGCCCUGGCUGCCUCCCUCGCUCCUAACCUGGCCUUUGGCUGCCAUACCAAGAAGAGAGGGCUAGGUAGACAGAAGCUGCCUCUGCUGCUACCGAGGCUGUGGGCCUCAUCCUUCACUCAGCUAUGAAAUAAAUCGCUCCUUGUCCUGGAAAAAAAAAAAAAAUUGCAAAA